AUGCAGGAACUGACUGUAAUUGAUGAUCUUCUAUCUGCUUUAGUUGGAAUUGAGGGACCAUAUAUUUCUAUCAAUAGAGUUGGAGGGAAUGAUAACUCUAUUAUCUUCAAUGUUGACGGAUCUAUGGAUUUGGCACUCCAGGGUGCUGCAAAUAUAAAAGUGGCAGGAAUAAAUAUGAACAACAAGAGCAGCCGGUCACAUAGUGUUUUCACCUGUUGGUUCUCAAAGAUUACAAACACCAAUUUCCUUCAAACAACAGAAGAUCUAGAGUUUAAAUGGGUGAUUGAAGGUGAUGGAUGUAAACUUGAUUCUGGAACUCUCAGUCUACCAACAUUAGAGUUUAAUUGGGUGAUUGAAGGCGGACGAGGCCGCCGACGAACCAUUGGAAACACCGCAUACCCCGAUAUGCCCAAUGGCUCCCUAGAAACGACCAACACCCCAAUAACACUGCCACCUCAGAUGACCGACGUGGUUUUUGAGGUACCAUUAUCCGUUGUCCCGUCAACUUCUCUUGCAACAGUUACGCCUUCCGUCACAACACACAUACCAAUACCCAUACUGAAUAACAUAACUCCACCGCUGUUCCCCAACAACGUCGGACCCAAUCCGCCCAUCUCACCUUAUAUACCACUGUUUUUUACCAACGCCAGCGGAUUAAACAAUGUCAAUUAUAGUUUCUUAUCACCACCAACAAUCAGGAUGCCCUCGCUAACAGAGCCGACAAAUAACGCCGUUAACGACCCAAGCAUCGUUUUUCAAGCACAAAACCACCCACCGUUAGUGACAGGAGCCAUGCCGGCACCACCAUUCAUGCCCUACCAGCAAAACCCCGUGGCCCACACAUUUCCCACCCCCUUCUAG
This is a messenger RNA of Lactuca saligna, 861 nucleotides long. The record is from the annotation of a GenBank genome assembly. NCBI's taxonomy places the organism in Eukaryota, Viridiplantae, Streptophyta, Magnoliopsida, Asterales, Asteraceae.